AUGUUAUUGCAUCCCAAUUUAAAAAGCUUUUACCUUAUACCAAGUAAAAAAGAACAUGCUGUUGAAUUACUUAAAUUGGAACUUAAUAAAUUAUUGGAUUCGGUUGUUGGGCAACCACUUCAAACAACAACAUUAAAUAAUAAAGAUAAAAAGAAAGUGAAAAAAAAUAUGCAUUCAAUAAAUUCAUUAGAUGAAAUAUAUGAUGUACCUGAUGAUGAAAAUUAUUUACAACCAUCGAUUGAAAAAACAGAACUUGAUUUAUAUUUAGCAGAUGAAACAAGAAUUGCUAAUGAUAUGAAUGUUUUAUCUUAUUGGAACUCAAACAAGUCCUUGUAUCCUAAUUUAGCUCGAAUAGCUAAACGUGUUUUGGCAAUUCCUGCCACGAAUACUUCUGUAGAACGUUUAUUUUCCCAUAGUAGCAAUACUGUCACAAAUCGACGAACAAGUUUAGAUCCUGAUAAAGUUAAUAGAUUAUUAUUCAUUAAACGAAAUAUGCGAACAUUAAAAGAUAUUUAUCCUCCACCAGUUGAACAUUGUGCAAAAAGAAGAAUUAGUUUAAUUUCAACUGAUUCAACAACAUCAACAACACCAAAUAAAAAGAUCAAAUUAAUGACAGAAACUCAGGAAGUCGAUGAAGCAACAACGGACGAAGAUAAUGAUGAAGAACAACUUUAG
Messenger RNA from Rotaria sordida, 675 nucleotides. NCBI's taxonomy places the organism in Eukaryota, Metazoa, Rotifera, Eurotatoria, Philodinida, Philodinidae. The record is from the annotation of a GenBank genome assembly.